CCAUUAUACCAUUUGGACUCUUACUCUCCACUAACACACACUUAUAAUUUUGAUUUGUUUAUUUAUGAAGUAGAAGAAGUAAUGGUAAUUAGCAGAAAUCCAGCAAUAAUAUAAUGGCAAUUGUGGUUAAAAUUGGUAUUGAGGGAAUGGAUGGGCCCUUUCCCUUUCCCCUUUGGUAGAUGUUCCAUCAUUACAGCUUUGCCUUCCUCUGGCGCGAGUGUCUUCUUCUGCCACUCCCCACAAUCAUCUCCCACCAUCAAAAGUCAAAUGUCUGAAACUUGAGCAAGAGUGUGAUUAGAAAACAUGUCAGACGGCGGCAAGCCCGCCUUCCUCAACGACAAGCUCUCUAAGCGGACCACCAUCUUCGGCCUGCGCCUCUGGGUGGUGGUCGGAAUCUGCGUGGGCGCCGCCAUCGUCAUCCUCCUCUUCCUCAUCUCCCUCUGGUUCACCUCCAGAAGAAACAAGAAAUCCUCCCACCUCUUACCCCACAAGACCUCCUCCGCCAUCCCCAUCGUCUCCAGAGAAAUCCAGGAAAUCCGGACCCACGACGCCGAUCCCAAACCCCCUCCCCGCUCCGACCCGGAUCCCGAGCCCCCCCACAUUGAGAAGCCCCCCCACCGGAUUCCCCAGGCCGAGAAAGACGGCGGAGGCCCGGAGGUUUCUCAUCUGGGGUGGGGCCACUGGUACACUCUCAGGGAGCUCGAGGAAGCCACCAAUGAAUUUGCCGAUGAGAAUGUGAUUGGUGAAGGCGGAUAUGGGAUUGUUUACAAAGGAAUUUUGGAGGGUAAUAAUAAGGUUGCUGUCAAGAAUUUGCUCAAUAACAGGGGUCAAGCGGAGAGAGAGUUUAAGGUUGAAGUGGAAGCAAUUGGGCGCGUGCGCCACAAGAAUUUAGUGAGGUUGCUUGGUUAUUGUGCGGAAGGAACUCACAGGAUGCUAGUUUAUGAGUAUGUGAACAAUGGGAAUUUAGAGCAAUGGCUUCAUGGAGAUGUAGGGCCGUGCAGCCCUCUAACAUGGGAGAUUCGAAUGAACAUCAUACUUGGAACUGCAAAAGGCUUGACGUAUCUGCACGAGUGUCUGGAGCCUAAGGUAGUCCACCGCGACAUAAAAUCGAGCAACAUCUUGCUGGAUAGGCAGUGGCACGCCAAGGUGUCCGAUUUUGGGCUUGCGAAGCUCAUAGGCUCUGAGAAGAGCUACAUCACCACGCGAGUCAUGGGGACGUUCGGCUACGUCGCCCCUGAAUAUGCCAGCACUGGGAUGUUGAACGAGAGGAGCGACGUCUACAGCUUUGGCAUCCUCAUAAUGGAGAUCAUCACGGGGAGGAACCCGGUCGACUACAGCCGCCCUGCAGGGGAGGUGAACCUGGUUGAUUGGCUUAAAGCAAUGGUUUCCAAUCGAAACUCUGAGGGUGUUUUGGAUCCAAAAUUACCCGAUAAGCCUUCCUCGCGAGCACUGAAGCGCACCCUUUUGGUGGCGUUGAGAUGUGUAGACCCGAACGCUCAGAAAAGGCCGAAGAUGGGCCAUGUAGUUCACAUGCUCGAAGCAGAUGAUUUCCCUUUUCGUGAUGAUCGCAGAGGUGGGAAGGAUCAUGGAAGAUCAAUGGAGAAGCGCUCGUGUGAGCCGGGUGACAGCAGUGGAUACGAGAGCAGCGUUCAGACGGAUAGGACGCUGUUGAGGAAGGAGGAAAGAGACGACGAGCAAUAGCAGAGAGGCAACUGCUGGUACACUGCUACCCUCUCUAUGUAAAUACUGUGAUUUUGGCCUCAGCUUUUGACAUGAAAUGGUCAUUGCUCAUUGCAUGUUAUAUAGAGUGUUUUUGAGAUAUAUAGUGCUUCAAUAUGAUUCAUUUGUGAUGUUUGAUUGAAUUUGAUUAGCCCUCUGUGGUUUCUGAGGGAGAAGGCUGUAUGUUUGACUUGUUUCCUCAUAGUCGUAAUGCAUAGCAAAUUUAUGUGAAAAA
Salvia miltiorrhiza (redroot sage) is the source of this 1954-nucleotide messenger RNA. Its product is annotated as probable serine/threonine-protein kinase At1g01540. The transcript is spliced from 7 exons. The record is from RefSeq and is a predicted model, not a curated record. The coding region runs from base 304 to 1701 and encodes 465 amino acids. NCBI's taxonomy places the organism in Eukaryota, Viridiplantae, Streptophyta, Magnoliopsida, Lamiales, Lamiaceae. Gene Ontology annotation, biological process: protein phosphorylation. Gene Ontology annotation, molecular function: ATP binding; protein kinase activity.